Messenger RNA from Cooperia oncophora, 435 nucleotides. The record is from the annotation of a GenBank genome assembly. Lineage: Eukaryota; Metazoa; Nematoda; Chromadorea; Rhabditida; Trichostrongylidae.
AUGGUAACGCCGAAUGAGACCAUUCAUACGCGGCUGGAGGACAUACCGAAUUACUUAGUUGAUCCGAUUUCGACAUGGACGUUCGUGUUGGUUUUCUUGGAGUUGCUGAUACUCGAUGAGAAGACGUAUGCGUUUAACGACCACGUCACGUCUAUAAAUUCCGGAAUGAUGUAUAUCCUCUUAAAAAUCGGUGGUCGUGACAUAUCGGCUUGGAUCUAUCCGAUAGUGUACGAUCGAGUGCAUAUCAUAGAUCUGCCUAACGAUUCGGCCUUAACAUGGAUACUGUGCUUUUUCACGCAAGAUUUCAUGCUUUACAUCGCUCAUCGAGCUAUACAUGGUAAGUGCGCAGUAAGGGAAGUAAAGUGUGAAACCAAAAUGUUGCCUUCAUGGGUAGCACUAGUUACACCACAAGUCCAAUUUGGCUUCUGUUCUUGA